Rotaria sp. Silwood2 is the source of this 1068-nucleotide messenger RNA. The record is from the annotation of a GenBank genome assembly. NCBI's taxonomy places the organism in Eukaryota, Metazoa, Rotifera, Eurotatoria, Philodinida, Philodinidae.
AUGGCUUUUACUGACAGCAAAACCUGUUCUUUCGAAUCAGAUAAUGCAUUGAAAGAAGAACAACUGUUCAAUGCUAUUGAAUCAAAUAAUGUCACUGUCGUGCAGAAUUUUACGAAAAAUGAACUCCAACGUUUAUGUAACGUACGUCGUCUUUUUCCGUCUGAAUGGUCCUCACCGGACCACGAGAAACAAACAGCUUAUCAACGUGCAUGUCUUCUUGGUCAUACAGACAUUGUACGGUGUAUUCUCGAUGCUGGUAUUCCCCCUGAUCAAAAAUUCUCCGGUGGUGAUUCACGUAAUACUAUGCGAGGAGCAUUUCUAUUUGCUUGUCAAGCACGUUCGAUGUCAACAAUUACAGUUUUACUUAAUGCUNUGAUCGUGAAUGCAUCCGUGGUAGUAUUAAUUGCUUAUUGUCAAAAUUUUGGUAAAAUAAUUCGAUGGUCAAUCAAAGCGUAUACUCAAACUCAAACUAAGGAGUCAUAUGCUUUAAUCAUGUUUGCUAAAAUAUCAAGUGCUAUUUCGAUUCUUAGUCAUUGUAAUCACACUAUUGAUGGUGUACAUGUUUUAAUUCUAAAGUAUCAUCAACAUAUAAAUAAGCUUAGUUCAGUUAAAAAACCAUCAAAUUUAAUGUCAUUAACUCAAAAAAAUCAAACUUUAUCUGAUAACAAUGGAUCAAAAUCAGUGGAUUUUUAUCAAAUAAUGCAAGAAAAUAUUGCAUUUAAACAGGAAAUGGCUAAUCUUAAUCAACUAUUAUUUAGUAAAUAUCAAACGGAAAAUACUUUACUUAAUGAUAAAUUAAUUGAAGAUGCAGAUCAAUUUUUUAUCAGUAUUAAUGAAUUAAAUAAUCAAUUUUCAUGCAUGAAAAACCAAUAUGAACAGCAACCAUCAUGUGUUCAAGAUUUUCAGGCAAAUUUGUAUUCAAAUAUACGAUUAAAAUUAAAAUUAAUAUAUUAUAAAAUGAAUAAAUUUGAUAGAGAAAAUAAUAAUAAAACAAAUGAUUUAAAUGUGGAAAACAUGGAAAUAACUAUAGAAAUAGAACCAAAAUUAUCAGAGAUAGCUUAUUCUUAA